This is a messenger RNA of Prunus mume (Japanese apricot), 909 nucleotides long. Lineage: Eukaryota; Viridiplantae; Streptophyta; Magnoliopsida; Rosales; Rosaceae. The record is from RefSeq and is a predicted model, not a curated record.
AUGAAUUUCUCACGGUGGUUGCUCAUGAUAGUCGUAAUAGUAGUAGAUGCAGUCAAUGGUGGAGUAGGCCAUGAAGAUUGCAGAGAAACAAGAUGUCGCCCGGAAGGCCCAGCCAUCCGAUGCCCAUUUCGACUUAAAGGCAACGCAACCUUAUUCAGUUGUCCACCGUCAACAGUAAGAGAUGAAUAUUCUUCCAGUUCCAAUUAUAAUGAUCCUCUGGCGAGAUUGAGCCCAUGCCAUGGCAACAAUUCUGGUAACCAUUUUUACGCUGUCCUUGGUGAUUAUUAUUUCAUUGAUGAAAUGCCCCUAGUGUCUUGUAUCAAGGUGCAUGACUACACAUCAGAUCCUGCAUAUAUAUAUGAUGAGAUGGGAGAAGUAUUAUUGCAUUGGUCCAUUCCAUCAUGUGAACAUUGCAAAGGUCGUAAUCUUAGAAACCGAAAUCUGAAGAUAUUAGGUAUUUCCGCACUCUGUUUAGUUCUAAUAGCGAUGGGGACGACAAUCUGCUAUGUCUACAACUCAAACAAAAAGGAAAAAGAAAAUCAGCUUAGAAUUGAAAGAUUUUUGGAUGAAUACAGAGCGAUGAAGCCAAGUAGAUAUUCCUAUGCUGAUAUUAAGAGGAUAACAAGUCAAUUCAAGGAAAAGUUGGGUCAAGGUGCCUACGGAACAGUGUUUAAAGGAAAGCUUUCCUCCGAGUUACUUGUUGCUGUGAAAAUGCUCAACAAUUCAAAUGAAAAUGGGGAAGAUUUCAUAAACGAAGUGGGGACAAUGUGUCAAAUCCACCAUGUCAAUGUGGUUCGCUUGGUUGGAAUUUGCGCCGACGGAUUUAUUCAUGCUCUUGUUUACGAAUACUUACCAAAUGGUUCUUUGCAAAAUUUCUUAUCAUCAAGGGUCAAAGCGCAAUAUCGAUGA